GUGUGGCGCCGGUUCAUUCCAUCUUCCGCCAUAACCGCAACACCUCGUAGACGUUUCUUUGUUUCGGGUGAUGUGAUGCAUCUUUACUAUACCCCCUCCCCUCACCCCGCCCUGCACUGCUCUGACGCAGUAUUUCCACCGCCUGAGUCGAGGAUGUGAUCCGAUCAACCCGUCGACGACAUCGUCCCCACUCCGAAUAGAAACUACGAGCACCAUGGCCGGUGGAGGAGGCAGUGGUGGCGGCGCGCGAUACCUCGAACUGCCCUUCCUCGGCGCGGCCAUCGGCAAGAAAAAGAGGCGCACCUCGGCCUCGGAGCAACCGCACGAUGCGCAAGGCAAUGCGCUGCCCAAGAAGAAGCGGUCCUUCAAACCGCGAGGCCAAUACAAGAAGAAUGGCGCAAAGGGGAGUCGGAGUAAUGGGCACACGAGCAAUCUCGAUCUCGAACUCACCAAGACGGCGGCGGAUGUGGCGCAGAUGAGCGAGGAGGAUAUUAUUAUGGACUACAAUGCGCCUAUUCAUAUGUGGGUUGUGGCGACGCUCUUUCCUCUCAUUGCUGGUACUUUUGGCCCCAUUGCGUCCAUGUUCAAUGUGUGCGCCAUUGCGACGGAUUGGAGGAUAGUGGUCAAUCCUGAAUCCCUCGAGGCCGGCGGACGCUACAUCAAAGAUCCGCCUUGGGUGAACGCCGUGAAUGUGGUAUCGCUAGCAAUCGCCCUGGUCGCCAACCUAUUCCUCCUCGGCCAAAUGACCAGCCGCAUUCGAUACAACAUCUCCGGCCCCAUCACCAUCAUCGGCUUCUUUGUCUCCGGCUUCGUCGACGUCGUCCUCGUCGCCGUCGCCUCCCACGUCCUGCCGCUGGACAUUAGCAAGCAAGAAGUCUACUCACAAGCCUUCUACUAUGCCUGCUUCUCUGGCGGCAUCUACGUCGUGCUGGCCAUCAUGCUCAGCAUGACCGCCUGGGGCAUCUGGUUUGGCCAUUACAGCGAGGAGUUCAAACUCAGCCUGUCCCAGCGCUCGCUUAUGCUGCAGACCAUGCUGUUCCUCACUUAUGUGCUAGCGGCCGGUGCGGUGUAUAGCGACAUUGAGGGCUGGGAUUACCUCGACUCCACCUACUGGGUCGUUGUCACCGUCUUCACCAUCGGUUUCGGAGACUACGCGCCCUCCACCCAUCUAGGAAGAAGUCUCUUCUUUCCCUUUGCUACCGGAGGCAUCAUCUUUGUCGGUGUGAUUAUCGCCAACAUCCGGACGGUGAUACUGGAGAGCGCGUCGGUCAAAGUAUCUACGCGCUUGGUAGAGAAGGCAAGAACUAAAGUACUCCAGAACGGAGAGCCGGCCAAGGGCAUCUUCAAGGUGCACACUCUGCUCGGCACACGGACUCACGACAUCAAUGCCGACUACGAGCUGGCUCGCCGCCGGAAAGAGUUCAACCUCAUGCGGGCCAUCCAGCGACAAGCGCACGUGCAGAACCGCCUGAUCUCCCUGGGCUUCGCCAUGACGGCCUUUUUGAUCCUGUGGUUCAUCGGCGGCGUGGUGUUCUGGCAGGCCGAGAUUCUGAGCGUGGGCGGAGAGCAGUGGACUUACUUCGACUCGAUAUACUUUACAUUCGUUGCCCAGCUGACGAUUGGAUAUGGCGAUUUCGCUCCACAAACCAACUCCGCCAAACCCGCCUUUGUCUUCUGGGCUCUCAUCUCCCUCCCGACGCUCACCGUGCUGAUAGGCUCCGUGGGCGACGCCGUCUCCUCCGUAGUAAACUGGUACACCACCUGGGUCGGCGAGCACGCCACCGCACUCUACGACAUCUUCGUCGCCCUCUACCAACCGCAUAACCGCGCGCGCGACAAAAUCCGCGACCUCAUCAAAAACCCCAACAAGAACAAAGACGAAGACGACAGGGCCGCCGACCACGGGAUCCACGAUGUCGGCGACGUGGAGAACGCGUGCGUCCUCCCGCCCGACUUCGACGCCCAGCCCUUCUCCUCCUGGCAAAUCGACACGCUCGAGCACAAGUACCGGCCGUACAUUGCGAUCAAAGCAAUGCAGAAAAUCGUCGACUCGCUCGACGAUGACCCGCCGAAAAAGUACACCUACAAGGAGUGGACUUGGCUGCUGAAGCUGAUUGGCGAGGACGAGACGACGGAGGAGGGCCACCGGCACGUCGGCCGGCCGCUGCCGGAGGGAAUGGAGGUCGCAGAGCCGGUGCGGGAGAAUGCGAGGCAAAUGUGGAGUUGGCUGGGGCAGGAGUCGCCGCUGAUGAGUCUGGCGCAUGGCUCGGAGGCGAAGUGGAUGAUUCGCAAGUUGAUGGAGAUGUUGGAGCGGGAUUUGAAGGAGCGGGCGGACGUGCGGACGGAGAUGGAGCUGGGGUACGAGGCGAGAGAGAAGGUGGACGAUGCGAUUGAGAAGGAUGAGCCGCCGUCGGAGCCCGGGGAUAACUGAUUGAUUGGGUCGAUGGUGAGUGCUGUUUUGCUUUACGGAGUUUGGGGGCUGGGGAACACGUCGUCAAGCUAGCGAGGAGUCUGGCUUGCUCUUUGGAUGGGCAAUUACUUUGGAGACAUGUGCAAUUAGGUUGGUGGGGGAGUAUGCGGUUGCUUUCUGGUUUCGUGGAUGUGUAUAGUACUCGAGAGGAGGGGGUUUUGGAUGGGAUGAAGGGAUGAUUAUGGCCGAUCGGAGUUUCGAUGUAUUGCUAGAUUACCCUGUCCAUUUUUACUCUCCAUCUUCUUGACCAUGAGAAGGGAUGUUCUUGUUAUCAUGG
Neohortaea acidophila is the source of this 2747-nucleotide messenger RNA. RefSeq lists its product as uncharacterized. The record is from RefSeq and is a predicted model, not a curated record. Lineage: Eukaryota; Fungi; Ascomycota; Dothideomycetes; Mycosphaerellales; Teratosphaeriaceae. Gene Ontology annotation, cellular component: membrane. Gene Ontology annotation, biological process: potassium ion transmembrane transport; stabilization of membrane potential. The transcript has 5 exons. The coding region runs from base 215 to 2431 and encodes 738 amino acids. Gene Ontology annotation, molecular function: potassium ion leak channel activity.